Messenger RNA from Trichoderma atroviride IMI 206040, 704 nucleotides. NCBI's taxonomy places the organism in Eukaryota, Fungi, Ascomycota, Sordariomycetes, Hypocreales, Hypocreaceae. The record is from RefSeq and is a predicted model, not a curated record.
UUCAGAAAAUGUAAUCUUGUGUGUAUUUGGCUCCCUCUAUAUCUCUCUGUAACUCGUUACCAAAGACUAGGCAGCUCACUGAACAAAAAAAGGCACAAGAAAACUUGACCCGAGUUGAUUUGCUCGGCCAAAACAUGUCCUGUCUUGUCCGUCUUUGCUACCAGAACCCCAUCGGCUCAAUUUCCCAAAAUGCAGCGCGCCGUAUCAAAACUCCUCUUCUCAAAUACCACCCAAUGUACCUAGAUAAUCAUCCGGCGUCCCAAGUCUUUGUAAACCCCAGGCAAUUUCCCAUCUAUCCAUCAUCUGUGAGGGUGCUGGCUGUUAUUCAUCUUCAAAUGCCCACGCCAAAGCGUUUUUGCCCUUUUUCUUUUUUAAACCAUUUCCCCCUCCUGCUCAAACGGAAAACGCACCAGCAUAGUCGCAGAUAUUAAAAACAACAGACUGGACAAGAGUCAAAUUAAAAAUAAAAAGGUUACAUCAUACAGUCUUCUAAACAGAGUUUCGCGCUUGCUGACAUCCUGUUGAGAAGAAGAAAAAGUAGAGAAGAAGAAAGAGGGAGGAAACGAUGGUGGUCCGGUUGGUAUAAUUAAGAGUCAGGCGAGUAUAUCAAUGUGUAUGUGUGGCCGUCAAGUCUAAUAGUAGAUUGCCUCGAUGAGGUAAAGUAUGCCAAAGAACAAAAAGGCAACGGCACCGCCAACAGUCAC